UGGUCGUGUUUCGCCGUCACCGUACUCGAUACAGCGCUGCAUCCGCAUUCGGUUCCAUUCCAUCGAGCGAACAGGUCGUCCAGCACGGACACGCCCGUCACGAGCAAAGUCUCCCGUUUCGUCAGCAAACUAACCGCGGUCACAACAGGGCACAAGUUUCCUGUUUGUUUACAGCCGUACUGUGGGGAGAACAAAAAAAAACCAGCAAAGCAUCCCCGUCUGGGUGAAAUCUCUACAGUGUGGCUUGUGCGUUCGACACGCACGAUCGAAUACGCGUACGCGGUACGAGUGUGGCGCGUGUUGCUGUGGUUGCAUCCGCGACUUGUUGAUAACACCGGAUAGCCAGCGGUGGCCAGCGUGUUCGUGGUAGUGUUUGCGAUUGUUUCGCUGAAGAGCAAAGAGAGGGUGAAAGCUCGCGUGAGAGCGAGCAAGCGAGUGCACGAAAACCAGCAGUUAUCAACCUGCGCUCGACCUAGUCGACGAAGAGCGCCGUCCAGCGUUGUUUCGAAGCCCAUUAGUUUGUUGUUGCUUGUGGUUUCGAGAUUGUCGAAGACGCUGUUUACUGUUGCUGGUGUUGUUGUUGUUGUUGUUGUUGCUGAAACGAGAGGAGCGAAAUUAAACGCUAAACUUGCACCAAGAUGUCCGUCACAUGGGGAUACACGCAGCUAAAUGGACCGCAAAAAUGGGCUGAAAUGUUCCCGCAAGCCCGCGGCCAACGUCAAUCACCGGUCGAUAUCGUAACCUCCAAAACCCAGCACUCGGGCGAUCUGCAGGAGAAUCCACUACGCUGGACGUACGUGCCGGAAAACACGCGCAGCCUGGUUAAUCCUGGCUAUUGCUGGAGGGUUGAUGUGAAUGGAAAAGGAUCGCUGCUGACCGGAGGGCCGCUGCAGAAUGAAAAGUUUAUCCUGGAGCAGUUCCACUGCCACUGGGGAUGUUCGGAUUCGCGCGGUUCCGAGCACACCGUCGAUGGAGAAUCGUUCGCUGGAGAGCUUCAUCUCGUCCACUGGAACCAGAGCAAGUACAAGAGCUUCGCGGAGGCUGCUGGCCAUCCGGAUGGUUUGGCGGUAUUAGGCGUCCUUUUGAAGGUCGGCAAGCCGCAUCCAGAGCUGGACAUCAUCGCGCGUCUACUUCCGUUCAUCACUCACAAGGGCGAUCGUGUAACGUUGAACAAACCGCUUGACCCUGCUCGGUUGCUACCGGCUGGCAAAGCUUACUGGACAUAUCUAGGAUCGCUGACAACCCCACCGUGCUCCGAGUCCGUCACAUGGAUCCUGUUCAAGGAACCGAUCGAAGUAUCGCACGAGCAGUUGGAGCUGUUCCGUGAGAUGCGUUGCUACGAUGCCGGCGAAGAGUGUCCCUGCGACGAGACGCUCAACAAGCAGUUCGAGUACGGCAAAGUCAUUAACAACUUCCGUCCACCGUUGGAGCUUGGCAACCGUCAGCUCCGUGAAGUCGGUAGCUGCUAAAAGCUGCUACCUCGCGUAGCCCCGUAUUUGAUUUUAACCGGUUGAGUUGAUGACCAAGACAACAGCAUUAAAGUGUACAUGACUCGAACUGGUCGAUCUGUGACCGACCCGGGUAGUGCCAAAGCGAGUUAACGCACCGUUCGAGGUUCGCUUAUGGAAAUUGUGUUUUAAAUUAGAUUCAUUUGACCGACACUAGCAGCGUAGGCAACGUACUGACCACAGAACAGCCACAGGAAAUCCUCAAUUUAAGCGUCUACCAUUUUCGCCAGUGAUAUGGGCUACCGUACCGAGAACCGAGAAAAUCAGAUAAAUGGUUUUGUUUUUGAUUCUCUUUGAGAAAAUCAGCAUCAUACGUUGUAUGGCAGGGCAAGAUGAAUAAUCGAAAAGCAAUAUCAAAAGCAGUAGCUCUAUCAAAUACUUGAUUAUUUGCAUAGUUCUACGAGAGAAUUACUACAUACGAAAAUAGGCGUUUUAAGAGGACAAGCGUUAUCAAGAAUAUACAGCAAGGGCAAACGUUAAAUGUGCAAUGAAUGUAAUUUGUGAAAACUUUGUAGAAUGUUAAAAACAAUUUAACGAUCAGAAAACGAGCCGAACAUAUUUUACAAUUCAAAUUAAAGAAAAAAAAAUGAAUUAGCCUGCACGUACAAAACAACUGGCGAGUAUAGUAUUGUUGAAUGUUAUAAAACUGGGGUUACUUGCAAUAAGCAAAAACGUGUUACUGAAAUAUAUUACAGCUAGUAAAAAGUAUCAUAAUACCGUCUAAUACAAAUUAUAGCCUUGGAGGAAAAGCAUCGAGAAAAAACUAAAACAGUCGAUAAGUUAACAUAAAACAAGUAGUGCUCCGAUGAUCGAUGAACGAUCUUUUUCUCAAUACAUGUGUCUGGUAUGGAGAAAGAAAUCAUGCAAGUAACGUGUAUCAUGCUUCCAUCGUUUAGAAAACAUUAUUCCUUGUUGUCGAAAGUUAUUGUACCAGUUAAUAAGGACUGCAUUGACUUGCAAUAUAAUGGAGUGUUAUGGUAGAAUCCGUUGAAAGAUUGUUAAUAAAAGAACGCC
This is a messenger RNA of Anopheles nili, 2522 nucleotides long. RefSeq names its product carbonic anhydrase (gene CAH1). The transcript is spliced from 4 exons. NCBI's taxonomy places the organism in Eukaryota, Metazoa, Arthropoda, Insecta, Diptera, Culicidae. Gene Ontology annotation, molecular function: carbonate dehydratase activity; zinc ion binding. Gene Ontology annotation, cellular component: cytoplasm. The record is from RefSeq and is a predicted model, not a curated record. Bases 639 to 1469 code for a protein of 276 amino acids.